AUGCAGUCUAUUGAGAUACCCGACGACGGGAUCUCCGACGACUGCUUACACCAGGCGAUGGACGACCUCGAACUGAGUCACGCGCGAUCGUCCUCGUCCCCUGUUGGCGACGAUCUCGGCGGGUCGGACACGGGUGCCAACAUCACGUCGUCCGACAUGUUCCACGACGGGAGCUCACCGACGGUGAGCGCGCGCGCGGCGACGGGGCAGGCUGUUAAUCUCUCCGCGGAUAUCGUCUACGACUCCCAGAUGCAAAGUCAGCGCGCGGAGGAGCCGCGCGAGGAACGAGAGGUCGUUCCCGAGACGCAGAUCAUGGAAACGCAAGACGCUGUGGGUGAAGAUCUAGAUGGCGGCGCCGCUGCCGAAGACAGCGUGAACCUGGGGAUGAAUCCGAAUACUGAGCCUCCUCCAUCUAAUGGACCGGGAAGAGCGCAAGCGUCAAGGGAAUUGCGGAAUCUCUCGGUGUUCGGGUGGGACGCUCAAGUAGGCGAGCACCCCCCCGGCGCCGCGCUCGCUUUACCCGUGGAAGGGCGCUUGAGAAGGAGACUCCCUGUGAAUUACACCGCCGCGGACGACGUCGACGACGAAAUGGACGACGACGACGAUCAACGCGACGACGAUGGGGAGCUGUGCCGCGACUAUGUAUACGACGACGAAACCAGCGAGACGGGAUAUUCCUCUAACGACUCCGUGGAAGAAAUCAUGGUAACCCAGGUGCAGCAAGAAGAACGGAUGCAACUAGGAGAGGUUCAGAGCACGCGGCGUGCGGUCCCGCCGACUUCGGAAACUCAUCAAGCGAGCGCAGCGCCCGCCGUGCAACCGCGCCGAACCGCGUCGCUGUCGACGAACACGGGGACCGAGGAUUCUAUGACAGUUUCAGAACUUGAACGAGAGGAAGCCGAAAUCGUUGCUAAGGAGGCCGCCCUCGCUGCUGAGGAGGCCGACCUCGCUGCUCGCAGGGAGCGUUUGGAGAGAAGGAAAGCGAAGAAGUCGAGGUCUGCUCCGCGAGAGACAGAACCGAACGUGCGCCCACAGCAGCGGCAGAGGAUGAUGGACGAUUUCAUACAGAUGCCCGCCCGCGAAGAUGGACGAGGCGUCGAUGGCAGUCGUGAACGCGCGCGCGAGCCGCGAGGUCCACGAAGUGCGCAGCGAGGAAUUUCCGCGCGACCCGAUACCGUCCACCUGGCAAUCCCGAAGGACGUUGAUGAAAUGUAUGACUUGUGGGAACAGAGGGCCGUUCAUAUCAUCCCGGACGACGCGUCGGUGUACAGCAACUUUCGCUUCGCGUUCGGGGACGACACAGAAGAAGGCCGCCGUUUCAGAAAAAAAGAAAUCAAAGCGAUCGGGGAGGUUUUAUUCGCGUUCAAAAACACGCGCAAACCGGGUCAACACGCACUGUUGAAAGGGCGCGAACGCGAAGGUAAAACCGGGGCGUUAUUCUCGAUCGCCCUCGCCGCGCUUCUGCUACACAUGCGCGUCGUUAUCCUUUGCGCGCCGAAUAAGCUAGCCCCGAUCGUGGACAUGGUGAAGAAGAUACGAGCGUCUGGUUUCGGGACCCAAUACGACACGAAGCACACGCUCGGUAAAAAAUCAUCGAAGGACAACGACGUCCCAUCCUCCGACCACGGGCAGAUUUUCGUCGCGGCGUUGGGGACGAUCACGGAUUUGAGAAAAGUCAAGGCGUUCAUCCAGAGCGAGAUAAGAGGCGGGCAUCACACUGUGACGUUGAUCGACGAGUGCGACGAGCUCACGCAAGGUAAAGGGAACAAAUCGCUUGAGAUCGAGCGACGAGAAGAUCCGAGCGCGUAUCAAAAUUUCAUCCCGUUGGCCGAUCGCGGGGAGGACGAAGACGACGACGACAUCCCGUACGUGGACCCGGAUAGUCGCGCGGGGAAGCAAAAAAAUCGCAAAGAACAGCUCGCGGCGGCGUCUCACUUCUUCAAGAAAGAGCUGCACAAAAUCACUCAGGUCAUCGCGUGUUCCGCGACGCUCAGCGGGUACAUGUUGAACCCCGUCGGCAUGUUUCGUCAAGAUGUCGUAACACCGAUUUUCAUGGUGUAUCCAAAACUUGGAUACAGAGGCAUCGAGACGUUCCAGGUCCCGGAUGGAUGCGAACUCGAGAUGGAAGGUAACAUGUCGAUGGAUGAUUUCGAAGACUCAUCGGCGGUGAAAACGUUGCUGGAACGUUUUUACAACAGAAAAAACAUAUGCGACGGUGUCCAGUUGCAGCCGAGGCCUGAGGUCCAAGGCGCCAGCAACGAACGCAACCCGUAUUACGUUGAACACCCCACACCUGUGACGCUUCGAGGCAUGUUGUUCAUCUCGUGCUCGCCGAAGGUGAACGUCUACGGCGGGGUCGCGGACAUCGCGAAGCAAGUGUGUAAAACCGUGGACGCGUGGGACAACGAACACGACUCCGCGAAGACUUUAUUCGUCUGCUUCGUCGGCGUGCCGAAAGUGUACUUCGCGAAGAAGUGGUUCAAAAUGCCCCGUGGCGCGUCGCUCGAGACGAUUUACAACAUCACGAGAAAGGAAGCUCAGCGAGGUACGUUCGGUCAAGAUUUUGCGCUGGGACCCGGUGAACCGCUGAGCAAGGUGUGCACGCACUGCGUUUUGAUCGGCUACAACUUGACGCGACGAGCGAUGACAGCGGCGUUCAAGCCAGAGCACGAGCCCGGUGUCCUCUGCAAAAUUCAGUACGGCAUCUUGACCGCGCCGAAGAUGCUGACCAUAGACGCGGUCAGUCAAAGAGUGAAUCGCGCGUCGCACGACUUCGCGGAGCACGACGUACCAGAUGAGUACGUCGUAGACGUCGCGAUGAGCCCGGUCACGCUCGAGCUGUGUCAGAAAUUCCGAAAAAUGGAGGACGACAUGGUAGACACGCAGCGUUUGGAGCCGUGCAUUCACAGCGUGUUUCAGCAGAAAAUUGAGGUGUUCGCAUGCGGCCUAGAGAACAGCAAGGUUUCCAAACGAGGAAUUCGGUUAGCGGAGCUGAGUCGAACAGGGCAGUUGAAGAAAGAGCGAGAGCGCCGUGAGAAUCUCGCGGACCAAAUUCCCGCUCUCCGCGAGUUCAGAAGAUGGCUCGAGAACGACGCGACGUACACAAGGGGAGGUCGCCCGGAGAACUUCACUGGAUCCACCCCAGGUAAUUACUACGGCCACGUCAAGCGUUUGUUCGUUAAUGUAAUCGAUGAAUUCAUCGAUGAAGGCGCUGGCAUCGAUGACAUCAUGCAGCGCUUCGAUGACAUCCGCGAGGACAUCGUGCAGCGCGCUGAAACGAGAGAGCACGAGCUGCAGCUGCGAGGAUCAGAGAGGACCCCCAGUGAGGACGACGAAUACCACGCGCUCAAGCAGUUUAAGAUUUACUACAACAGAUGAGGACAUGACGAGAACGUGUCGUUCGACGGAACAGCGGACUAGAUGCGUGAGGUGCACUGUAAUACUAAGUAACUCGUUUGUGCAUAAUCUGCGCGCUCUCGGGACGAAACAUUCAGGCCCGAUGCUCUGUUUUCGCGAAAGUUUCCCACGGGGAGACGCGCGUAGGUACACGCCGCGCGGGCGAAAAUAGCUCGCUAGGGUGUGAAUAUAUUUCAGCUCCUAAAUG
Micromonas pusilla CCMP1545 is the source of this 3604-nucleotide messenger RNA. RefSeq lists its product as uncharacterized. NCBI's taxonomy places the organism in Eukaryota, Viridiplantae, Chlorophyta, Mamiellophyceae, Mamiellales, Mamiellaceae. The record is from RefSeq and is a predicted model, not a curated record. The transcript has a single exon. Bases 1 to 3378 code for a protein of 1125 amino acids.